AUGGAUUCGUUUAUGGAUUUCUAUUUUGACGAAGUGUUUGUUAAUUUGGACCGGGAUUGUCUGAACGAGAGAUAUAAGAGGCGGGAACUAGUUCAGUACUUUAAUUCUGUGAUCACUGGAUGUGCUAAAGGCCAAAACAAAUCGGAUAAUACAACAUGCAAGAACUUCGUGAAUUCAGCAUUAAAAUACCACAAUAACUGUAAAUCAAAUAAUGGUGAUAUAUGUCUAAUGGGGAAAUACCACAAUCUUCUCUAUAUUGCCAUGAAACUAGCCUUUGAUUGGAGUCUCCAAGACAACGGUGUGGUAGCUGCAUUGCUUGAUGAAUUGUACGCUUGUGAACGAACUUUUGAGAGGAUCUUCUUAGGAGCUAUCUUCGGCACUUCAGCACCUUACUUCUUAGCUGGAUGGAAGUCAGACUUCGUAGACAGAGAAGAAAAUGUCCACGCCCUAGUCUUCUUUUUGGACCACGCCACAAACGCUAACCUGGAGUUCAGAGACGAAGACAAAUCCUAUCGAUUCAUAGACGUGCCCCUAGAAAGUUGUGGAAAAGCUUCUCCAGUACGUGUCGUGAUACAGAUGGGAGCUGCUGAAAUGCUGAUGAUCCUCCUAAGAUUUGGGGCAAGAAUCACAGCUGAUCACGUGUCAACGAAUCCAAUAGAAACAAUUCUAGAUAGAUUGAAUGAAUACAAACGACAGUACCCUUACGAACUGGUGACUUGUUUGAAGCUAUCAUUAAGAGCAGUUCCACAUCUUAACUUCACAGUGGAUAAGCUGGCGUUAAAGCACUUGGAAUUGCCAGACGAUUACAAUUAUCAAAAAAGAAUUGCUUUAGAGAAGUAUGGUGACAUAUUAAAGGACCAUCUAGUUCCCAGUUCCAGGUGUGGUUUGCGCCCAGUGGAGUUAAAGCAUCUGUGCAGAUGUCAAAUCAGACACAUGCUCUGGGUGAACUUUGAACUACCGUUUGGUAUACAGAAACUGCCUUUGCCUAUAUCGUUAAAGAAGUAUUUGGAUUUGUGUGAGGAUUAA
Messenger RNA from Leptosia nina, 1026 nucleotides. NCBI's taxonomy places the organism in Eukaryota, Metazoa, Arthropoda, Insecta, Lepidoptera, Pieridae. The record is from the annotation of a GenBank genome assembly.